Messenger RNA from Vespa crabro (European hornet), 1480 nucleotides. Its product is annotated as phospholipase B1, membrane-associated-like. The coding region runs from base 156 to 1421 and encodes 421 amino acids. The transcript is spliced from 7 exons. The record is from RefSeq and is a predicted model, not a curated record. Gene Ontology annotation, molecular function: glycerophospholipase activity. NCBI's taxonomy places the organism in Eukaryota, Metazoa, Arthropoda, Insecta, Hymenoptera, Vespidae. Gene Ontology annotation, biological process: phospholipid metabolic process.
AGGUCUCCGAUACAUCCGAGUUCUUCUUAGUAAGGAAAGAAUAUUUUGCUACAUCAGAUCGUUAAAUACUACUCUCAGAAGAAGAUAACAAGUUGUUCGAUUUCAUCUGUAUUUGUGCAUUGAUUAAAUUAAUUAUUUUCUUUUUAAAUAUAAAAAUGGUCGGCCAAUAUCUACGUAUCUUUUUCUUCUAUCUUAUCUUUCACGAAUCUUAUAUCCCAAUAUUAUCACAAAAGACUAUUUUGGACAAUCCGUUGAAUCUUCAACUUUAUCGAGUAAUUCGUCGUGGUAUUUACGAUAUCUUUGGUCGUACAAGUAAUUUGGAAAGAAAUCUACGAAGAGCCAAAAAUUUAUAUUCAAUACAAGAACCAGUUUCACAAAACGUUCCUUUCCCAUGCGAUGUAAGAGGCUGGAGAUCAAAUGUAACGCCAACAAGCGUUCACCGUUUGAAACCAGGUGACAUAGACGUCAUUGCAUCAAUGGGCGAUUCAUUGUCAGCUGGAACAGGAGUAUUUGCUGAGUCUUUUUUUCAACUUUUUAUCGAUAAUAGAGGUGUUACUGGAGCUGGCGGUGGGCAAAAUACAUGGAGAGAAUAUACAACCUUGCCUAAUAUACUCAAGGAAUUCAAUCCAAAUUUAUAUGGUUAUUCUUUAGGAGAUUAUUCCACAUUGGAGAAGGAUUCGAAAUUAAAUGUUGCCGAGGCAGGAGCGGUAUCGAAAGAUAUGCCUUACAUGGCAAUGAUUCUUGUAAAAAGAUUAAAACAUGAUUCUAGAGUGAAUAUGCAAAAACAUUGGAAGCAUAUCUCUUUGAUGAUAGGUUCGAACGAUUUUUGUUUGUUCAUUUGCACGCAAAAUGAAACGGAAUUUUUACAAAAUCAUGAACGAGAUAUCGUUGAAACAUUGAGAAUACUUCGUGACAAUGUACCAAGAGUAUUCGUAUCUCUUAUUCCUCCUCCACAAUUGAAAACACUUGUGGACAUUAAUUACAAUGGAAAACCGUCGAUUUGGUGCGAUUUGAUGACAGAUUUAGAAUGUCCUUGUUUAUUUGGUUUAACAUAUCUUGAUAAAAGGCAGGAAUAUUAUAAAAUCAUAAAAAGAUGGCAAGAUAUUGAUAUAAAAAUAAGCAACUAUUCCGAGUUUCAAAAAGAUGAUUUCGUUGUGAUAGCUCAACCAAUCCUGACGAAUAUUACAUUGCUAUCAAAUAAAAGAGAUAAUGAUAGGAAUUCUUAUUUAACUGUUGACUGUUUCCACAUUACGCAAAAAACAAAUUCUUUAUAUGGUAAUACCCUUUGGAAUAGUUUGAUUUUACCUUAUGAGAAGAAACCAAUUGAUCUUGUAACGAAACUCGAUAUAUUUUGUCCUACCAAGGAAAAUCCUUAUCUGUUUACUUAUAGUAAUACAAAAUUUAGUGAAAAUUUCGAUUAAAAAAAAAAAAAAAAAAAAAAAAAAAAAAGAAAAAAGAUGGUAAUUAAAUAAGAUUAAAA